Molecule: messenger RNA, 1197 nt
Organism: Hemisphaericaspora subhashii
Lineage: Eukaryota; Fungi; Ascomycota; Pichiomycetes; Serinales; Debaryomycetaceae
Exons: 1
Coding region: 1-1197 (398 amino acids)
Cellular component (GO): mitochondrion
Molecular function (GO): (S)-2-hydroxyglutarate dehydrogenase activity; (S)-2-hydroxy-acid oxidase activity
Source: RefSeq, a predicted model, not a curated record
AUGUUUACUCAAGUUAAAAAAAGAUUCUUUCAUCAAUCACGUCCAAUCCUUGCUGAUUUUUCCCAUGUUGUCAUUGGGGGUGGUGUUGUAGGUACGGCAGUUGCAGCUGAAUUACAAUUACAACCAGGAAGUAAUGUUCUUUUAUUAGAACAACAUGGUGCCUUGGGUUCUGAAACUACUUCGAGAAAUUCUGAAGUUAUUCAUGCUGGGAUUUAUUAUCCAAAAGAUACAUUAAAAGCCCAACUUUGUAUUAAAGGAAAACAAAGGAUUUAUGAAGCGUUUGAAAAAGGACAUUUUCAAAGUGUUCAAAAAUGUGGAAAAUGGGUUGUUGCUCAAAAUCGAGAAGAAGAAGAAUAUUUAUUUGCAAUUUUUAAUAAUGCAAGAGAUUUGAAUGUUCCUGUUACUUUAUUACCUAGAAAUCUUGCUAUGAAAAAACAUCCAUUAAUUCAUGUUGGACAAAAUGUAUUAGUAAGUCCAACAACCGGGAUUCUUAAUGUUCAUGAUUAUGUAUUAUUCCACGAGGGUAGAUUUGAAAAUGCCGAAGGAACCAUUUCCUUAAAUUCAAAAGUCACGGCAUUAGAACGUGAAAACAAUGAAUAUAAAAUCACCGUCCAAGACACCGAAUCUCAAGAAACCACCACCAUCACUUCUGAAAAUCUCAUCAAUUCCGCCGGAUUACACGCGGCAAAAAUCUCAAAUAUGUUAUUACCCCCUUCACUCCAUUACGAGUAUCAUUUCGCCAAGGGGAAUUAUUAUAGUUUUACCCCUGAAACCCCAGUGGGUAAAAUCUCCGAUGUAUUAAUCUAUCCUUGUCCCAAUCCCAAUGCAACCUCAUUAGGUACGCAUUUAACUUUUGAUCUUGGGGGACAAAUCAGAUUUGGACCCGAUAUUGAAUGGUUAGAUACCGAAGACCCCGAGCAGAUUGAUUAUACUCCCAAUGCAUUGAAUUUACCAAAAGCGUAUGAGGCGAUUAGGAGUUAUUAUCCUAGUUUACCCGAUGGGUCUUUAAAUCCUUCUUAUUCCGGUGUGAGACCAAAAACUGUGUCUAAGGCUAUUAAUGAAGGGAUUUCGGUGGAUUUUAGAAUUAAACAAGAAGAAGGAUAUCCUGGGUUUGUUAAUCUUAUGGGGAUUGAAAGUCCGGGGUUGACUGCUGCUUGGGGGAUUGCUGAAUAUGUUAGAGAUAUGUAUUAUAAAUAA